Molecule: messenger RNA, 1937 nt
Organism: Polypterus senegalus (gray bichir)
Lineage: Eukaryota; Metazoa; Chordata; Cladistia; Polypteriformes; Polypteridae
Gene: fkbp6
Product: FKBP prolyl isomerase 6
Exons: 9
Coding region: 403-1392 (329 amino acids)
Molecular function (GO): protein binding; peptidyl-prolyl cis-trans isomerase activity
Source: RefSeq, a predicted model, not a curated record
CCUGCAGCCACAGGGGUCCCCCAGGACCGAGGUUGGGAAACACUGCCCCAAGCUAUUAUAUUUGAGAUGGUCUCACUACAGUGUCUUACCACUAGGAGUCCAAUGCGAGAAAGACUGCAGCGGUUCAUUAAAUAUCGAGUCUACGGAAACGCAAAAGCUGCAUUCAGCAGUUGCACUGAUUUCCGAAUUUAUAUUUUUUGUAUAACAAAUAUCCGAAGACCUGAAACUAAAGACAAACCCCCUAACAACGGCAUUUUCGUUUUUUAUUUAAUCAACCUAACAUUGUAAGAACGUUCGCCACUGGCUCUUUUACCAAGAAUCACGCGCGUACCACGUGGUGUUCGUUCGCGCUAUUUAAACCUCCUCCAGCUGUUGUGCCGUAGUUUGUGUUUGUAGACUGAGAUGAGCGAAGUUGUAAUAAUGAACGGCGCUACGGCUAGGGUGCAACAGUUUUUGACUCCUCGGGAUGACGGGUGGAGAUGCUCUAUGAUGAGUCCAUACCAGCGCCUUGCUUGCCAGAUGCAAGACAUUAGUGGUGAUGGUGGGGUCUUGAAAAAGCUUCUAAAAGAUGGCACAGGGGAGAUGGUUCCAAGAAAUGCAUCUGUGUCGGUUUUAUUCUCAGGGUUUUUGGAGUACUCUGAUCAGCCUUUCACUACUAACGUUAAUAUGAAGAAACCCAGAAUGAUGAAGCUUGGAGAAGAUAUCACAUUAUUGGGUUUACAGAUUGCCCUGCUAUCCAUGAAGCAGGGUGAAUUUUCCCGUUUCCUGUUCCAUCCUAAGUAUGCAUAUGGAGAACUAGGAUGUCCACCAGUUAUUCCCCCCAGUGCCACUCUGCUUUUUGAGGUCCACCUGCUAGAAUUCCUGGACUCUGCAGAGGUUGAUGAAUUUUUUGACCUGAGCCAGGAUGAACAGCAGAAUGUACCCUUCAGCAAGAUGCUAAAAGUGAUAGAUGUGCAACGAUUAUUUGGAAAUAAUCUCUUCAAGAACAAGAAUUAUGAAGAUGCCAAGUAUAGAUACAAGCAGGCUGUUACUGUUUUAAUGGACCAUAAGAUUUGCUGUGAAUUGGAGAGGCAUAAAGCUGACAGGCGGAAGCUUCUCCUGUUUUUGAACUUAUCAGUUACUUACCUGCGAUUAAUUUGCCCUGCCAAAGCAUUGCAUUAUGGAAAAAUGGCUUUAACUAUUGACGCCCACAAUGCCAAGGCACUCUUCCGUUGUGGCCAGGCUUCCUUGGAUUUGGGAGACAUUGAGAGUGCCAAAAACUUCCUCUUAAUGGCACAGACGGAAAAACCCUUUGAUCCAGAUAUUAAUGCACUUCUGAAAAAUGUGGUCAGCUGUUACAGAGAAUAUGCUGAGAAGGAGAAGGAGAUGUGUGUGAGGAUGUUUCCCAAGUAGAGCAUAUUUUUGAUAUGGGGCGAGAAGAUCUCAUCCUUCAUCCCAAGUUUCUUGUUUGGCUUAUUAGCUUAUUGUUGAAUAUUGCUUAUUACGUAUGUGAAGUAAGCUGUAUACUUUAGUUUUCUUAUUUGUAUUUUUGAACAUUAAUCAAUAUUUAAAGCAAAUUCUUGUUAAUUGUCUAAAUCUUGGUUUGGAAUUCUUCAGAAGCAGUCAGUGCUGAUUAUAACACAAUAAUUAAUUAAUGCAUCAGUAAUCUGCAUUUUCUUCAUCUGAAGAGUAAGUUUUUUGCAAAGAAAGCAAACAGAGGUGUGAGUGGGGAACAAGGAGUGAAAAAAACAUUCAACCUUUGCAUAACCUUUCCUUGUCAUCUUCAGAAGGACAAGAUACUCUCCUUUAUCAUCUUGCAGGCAAAUGUGUGCUUAGAUUAGACCUUUUUUCCCCUCUAAUCAUAAUAUAUUAAAUGUAAGUUUCAUUUACUUGACUGUUGUUGUCUGUUCAGAAUUUGUUACUCUGUAUUGUAAAAAAAAAAUAAAUAAAUUUGAGUU